This is a messenger RNA of Uranotaenia lowii, 2090 nucleotides long. RefSeq names its product probable cytochrome P450 9f2. The coding region runs from base 403 to 2016 and encodes 537 amino acids. Gene Ontology annotation, molecular function: heme binding; monooxygenase activity; oxidoreductase activity, acting on paired donors, with incorporation or reduction of molecular oxygen. The record is from RefSeq and is a predicted model, not a curated record. Lineage: Eukaryota; Metazoa; Arthropoda; Insecta; Diptera; Culicidae. The transcript has 3 exons.
AGCAGCACACUUGUUGAUUCAUUUUAUUACUAAGCCCCGUUUAUUGACAUUUUUCGGUGUUUCGGCUUUGGCCGAAAAUUCAAACGUUAAACACAUAAAGGGUGUAUGUACCUAGUGCAAAUUUUUUCUGGCGUUGAAUUUGAUGGUUUCCAGUUAAAGUGUUAGAGUGUAAAAAAAGUAAAAAAUCUCACUGUGCUAACCCUCAAUCGAUGCGAUAGAAACAAAAAUAUACCGGGUCUGUGUAAUGAAAUCUUCUGUAAUCUGACUGCCCUGGCUCAGUAUGAACAAGGCUCUACAGGUGGGAAGUUGUUUCAUUGAUAGGGAGAAAAAUUUAUUCGAAUCGGCAACAACACAGAACAAGAAAGAUAAUAAAGUCGUAUUGGGAAACAAGCAAGCACCCAAAUGCUGGAAGUGAGCCUGAUAACGGUCGCCAUUGCGCUGAUCCUCGGAACGUUGCUGUAUCGCUACCUAACACGGAAUGAUUUCUACUUCGCCGACAAGCCGAUUCCGUUCCUGCGGCCAACUCUGCUGGUCGGCAGUCUGGGUCCGCUGAUGAUGAAGAAACGGGACAUAAUGGAACACUUCCGGAUCCUGUACAACACCUUCCCGGAUGCCAAAGUGUUCGGGCUGUUCAGCAUGGCGACCCCGGCGUUCAUGAUACGGGAUCCGGAAAUGGCCAAGCGGAUCGCGGUCAAGGAUUUCGAUCACUUCGUCGAUCACACCGGGUUCGGAGCAGUGGCGCCAGAGCUGGAAAAUUCGCACAUGCUCGUCAACAACACCUUGGUGGCACUGCGGGGGGAAAAGUGGCGCGAUAUGAGAGCCACCCUGAGUCCGGCCUUCACCGGCAGCAAGAUGCGGCAGAUGUUCGAGCUGAUCUCGGACUGUGGUCAGAGUGUUGUCCAGUACUACCGAGGUCUGGGUGGAUCCCAGGUGGUGGAGAUGAAGGACGUUUUCAGCAGAUUUGCGAACGAUGUCAUCGCCACGGCAGCCUUCGGAAUCAAGGUGGAUUCGUUCCGGGAGCAGGACAACAUAUUCUUCACCCUCGGGAAACAGGUCGUGCAGCCGAAUGGUUUGGUUUCGUUGCUGAAGCUGACAGGGUUCACUCUGUUCCCGAAACUGAUGUUGAAGCUCAAAAUAGAUUUUCUGACCAAGGAGCAGGAUCAAUUUUUCCGCGGCAUGGUGCUGGAUACGAUGCGCACCCGAGCAGAGCAGAACAUCUUCCGGCCGGAUAUGAUCGAGUUGCUGAUACAGGCCAAGAAAGGUCAACUCAAGCACCAGGGAGAAGAUCAACUGCUGACCGAGGAGGGAUUUGCUACGGUCGAAGAGUCUCAGGUCGGGCGAAAGUAUCACAGUCGGGUCUGGAGUGACAACGAGCUAAUCGCUCAGGCCUUCAUAUUUUUCUUUGCCGGAUUCGAAACGGUCUCGACAACCCUCUCGUUGGUCGUCUACGAACUAACCCGGAACGUGGAAGUUCAGCGGAAGUUAUUCGAAGAAAUCCGGGAAACCCAGCGUAAACUCGAAGGUCGACCGCUGUCGUACGAUACUCUACAGGGUAUGAAAUACAUGGACAUGGUGAUCAGUGAGGCCCUUCGGGUGUGGCCGAUCGGAACCAUAGUGGAUCGUGUCUGCGUUAAAGAUUACGUCUACGACGAUGGCCAAGGCUGCCGGUUCACAAUCGAAAAGGGAAAAUCGAUCAUGGUCAGCACCAUUGGGAUGCACUUCGAUCCGCAGUAUUAUCCGGAGCCGGAAAAGUUUGAUCCGGAGCGUUUCAGCGACGAAAAUCGGCACAAGAUCAACAUGGGAACGUAUUUACCGUUUGGACUGGGACCUAGGAAUUGCAUCGGUUCUCGUUUUGCCCUGAUGGAGAUGAAAACCAUCGUCUAUCAUUUGCUGAACAGUUUCAGCUUCGAAGUGCACGAAAAGACGCAAAUUCCGCUUAAAAUUGCCAAAUCUAUGACACAGUUUACCACCGAGAAGGGGGUCUGGGUAGAAAUGCGACCAAGGAGUGACAACUAGUCGAGGACCUGUACCUAUCUAGUUAUUGUUUUGAAGUUAGGCAAAUGUGAGAAUAAACAUUGCACACAAAACAA